AUGCCCAUGAAAGGCAGUUUUAUCAUUACCUCUAGUCACACCACCACCUUUGUGUUAACUUUUCUGUUACUGGAGCAUCUUGGGAUGGACCUCCCGCUACUGGUUAUUGAAAAACUGACAAGCUUUUACAUCGUGGAUCUUUACUUUAGAAUGACAAGGGACAUUGCCCCCAGGAUCGGAUAUUGUAAACCUGCCCUGCUGCAUCCUACCUUCUUCUCUGCCCUGCAGGGCGUCCAGACCAAAAUGAGUGCCAGUGACCCCAACUCCUUUAUCUUCCUCACCAACAUGGCCAUGCAGAUCAAGACCAAGAUCAAUAAGCAUGCAUUUUCUGGAGAGAGAGACACCAUCGAGGAGCACAGGCAGUUUGGGGGCAACUGUGUUGUGGACGUGUCUUUCAUGUACUUCACCUUCCUCAAGGGUGAAGACAAGCUCGAGCAGAUGAGGAAGGUGAGCAGGGAGCCCGAGGACCCAGUCAUCCCGUUUCCAACCACCCACUCCUGCCUAUGGGUCCUGAAAGGCUCCAAAAGCUGGGCAUUAAGGGAUGACACCAGCGGAGACAUGCUCACUGGUGAGCUCAAGAAGAUGCUCAUAGAGGUUCUCCGGCCCGUGAUUACACAGCACCAAGCCCAGCGCAAGGAGGUCAUGGACGAGUUAGUGAAAGAGUUCACUAACGAAUGA
Molecule: messenger RNA, 678 nt
Organism: Symphalangus syndactylus (siamang)
Lineage: Eukaryota; Metazoa; Chordata; Mammalia; Primates; Hylobatidae
Product: tryptophan--tRNA ligase, cytoplasmic-like
Biological process (GO): tryptophanyl-tRNA aminoacylation
Cellular component (GO): cytoplasm
Molecular function (GO): tryptophan-tRNA ligase activity; ATP binding
Source: RefSeq, a predicted model, not a curated record